Molecule: messenger RNA, 1272 nt
Organism: Mesorhabditis spiculigera
Lineage: Eukaryota; Metazoa; Nematoda; Chromadorea; Rhabditida; Rhabditidae
Source: the annotation of a GenBank genome assembly
AUGGAUGCUUCGACGGAUUUGGAGGAUUUUAAGGCUCAGGAUCGAGAAGAGCACAUCCUCCCCAAAGGCGACGUCCCCCAGCCACAUUCAUCCCAACAACACAAUCAGCAUCAGCAGUUUACGCCGAUGUUCUCCAUGUUCAUCGGGCUCGAUGAGUCAACUUCUCCUGGAGAGCCCUCCGACUUGCUGGAGAUGUACAUCGACAAUAAGGACUCGGAUGUAGUGAUAAAAUGUGAUAACGGAGAGCUGUUUGCGCAUAGAUGCAUCCUCUCCGCCACGUGCCCCUUCUUCCGCCAACAACUCCAAAAAUCACGGCGAAUCGAGCUGAAGGGCUACAACAAGUCCUCCGUACAUUUUUUGCUCUGUUUCCUCUACGGUGGGCUGACGGCGAUUCCAGAUGAGGUCGACACAUGGGAGGUCCUCGCUCUGGCUACUCAUCUGAAUCUGAAAGAUCUCAUCGAAGUUGUGAGCUUACAUAUGAAAGCUACGAAAUGUCAUUGGUUCCAUAGGCCAUGCGCCGUCUGCGUCUCUGCCGUUUUUGACGCUCUCCCUCAAUUUUAUUCCAUUAGAUGCCUAAAGCCACUUUAUGAAGAGGCAAUCCAAUGGCAAGCCAAGUACUUUGCCCGAAUCUGGAAAGGGAGGGGGCUCGCCCUAAACCUGGGAAUCCUCGAAGACAUCCUCCCCACCCUGGUCCACAGCUUGUCCGCCGACGUCGCCAUCAAGUCGUACCUGGGACUAGCUGACCUGCUGACCGAGAUUCAAAGCGUCCCACCAUCUCCAAAGAAGACGCUGUCGAUUCCGAUCGAUGAGUGGAGCCCGAGGUUCUACGUCCUCGUCCGUCGGCUCUACGAACUUGUUGACAAGCACCUUCUGCACUACGCCGCUUCGGUGGUCCGGGCCGAAGCUUGGAAUUUGUUGAAUGAAAGGGAUCAAGUGCGGAUCAGGGAGACCGGCAUCUUCGUCGAAAUGCGCCAACCAAAAGCCUCCAUGCCGCGCUUCAGCAGCAACAAUCGGGCAUACAAACGCAGUGCAUCGGCUGGAGUGCAAAUGGGCCAUCUGGAUCCCGAGUCGGAGCCGAUUGAGGAUGAGAAGGAAGUCUUCGAAGAACCAAAACCCAGCACCAGCGCUGUAAAAGCCCCAGGAAACCGCAAAGGCAGCCAACGCCCACAAAGGAAGAAAAGCCGCCUCAACCAGCAGAAUCCGGAAUUCCCAGACCGCGAUCAAGCCGGAAUUCAUCCAGAGCAACUUCAAGAGAAUCUACCCCAAGAACUG